AUGGUAGGGGUAGCGGAGUCGCCGUGCGUUGACUUUAACUGCACGGCACGUUGCCUGCUGGGACUCGGUAACCCGCACCUCAUCGAUGUACUUCGUGAGGCGGCACUGGAAAGCGGCAGCGUGAAUGUGUUUCUGGAGCGUAUUUCGGGAACGUUUGGAGACAAACUUGCGGGUACGCUCGAUGAAGCACUCGGCUGGCGACUCUGGGUUGCUGCACAACGAGAGGCGGGAGAAGUGCGUGUCCAGUGCACCGAGGCGAAAGCUGACGCAUUGGGCGCGGACACCGGACAAACUGGAAAGCGUCAACGCAAAUCUCGAUGGCAAAUAGUUCCGAGUCAACCGAAAAGCGUGAAAGCAGGUCCAUGCAGUUGCAGUGGCGUCGACUGGACUGGAUUUACGCUUGGCGCGCUGAACCAACUGGAUGCCAGCGCGGCAUCUACACUGGCAGCUGCAGCUGCGGCUGCUGGAUACCCGCAAACAGUAUCGUCGAUCAGCGGUUGCCAUAGAGAGAUCCCUGAUGAAGCAGAGCGUUCAUGUGUCGAGCUCUAUGAAGCCGCACAGGAUACCACUGGGCGCUGGUCUGUGUCUGCUGCUUUCCGCUGGGCUCCUUUUUUGGACACGCUGGGGUUACGUGAAUCCACGAGCCGCUCUUUAGAGCACCUUGUGACCAAGUUUUCUGGCGAUUCGUCGUCUCGACCUCGUCUCUGGGAAGCGGCUGUUCCAAAGCUGUGGCGCACACCUGGUGAACUUUGCCGUGCAUCAAGAAACGGCAGCGGCUUGCUGCUGUGGUGGCUUCAGCACGGCAAAGACUUGGUUUCCUCGGACUCUUUGUCGCUUACUGAGGGCAUCGAACGGUAUGUGGAGCACGGUAGUGCUGGCUUCGGUGCAGGAAUUCGUUCAACAACAAGGACUUGUGCGCUUACGAGUACUGCUGCACCUGACGAGAACACUGCAUCAACACGUUCCGCGGCUUGUAGUGGACAGAAAUCCGUCGGUGGUGACGAGACGGCCUCUCCAGAUGACAAAACAACGUUGCAAAGUGGGAAGAAACGGCAAUCACCGGCUACUAAUCCAGCACCAGCAGUAGCAGAUGCGGCGGCGCAAAGAAUACUCGGAAAAGUGGCAACAGGUAUUGGAUUAGAGAACGUAGACGCAACAAAAAGAAUCGCGUCCCGGUCAAGGGAUUCGAGUCAUGAUCGGAUAGCCUUUCCCCCGAAUAUCGUGCCUAUUCGCUGCACUUCAGUGCCUUCUAUUGCCGACAGUGAACCUGGCGACAGACUGCACAUCUCGAGUCAUCGCAUGGACAAGAGCACAGACAACGCAGGCGAUGUCUACGAGCCACGCGCUUUGGGGCAAAUCCAAAUACCCUCGGUGCCGAACGCAUGCCGUCUACCAUGCGCAGGUAAUAGCAUCGUGCCGUGUCCUCCAAACGCCUCCAUGUGCGCAGAAGCGGAACGCAACCGAAGCUCAGAGCCUGCAGCAGCAUCAGCGGCUACAUGCGAAAACAGAGUAUCUGAAAUGACGCGUGCUGAGGUUUACGGUCUUCUUGAUCAGGAUCCAGAAAGCACCAUGACUAGAAAUGCAGUUUCACGUGGCAUCGUGCACGAGACUCAUGGAGGCACUGCUUGGGUUCCCGGGGCAGGCAGUACCGCACUGCCUAUCGCCCAGUGCGAAGCAGUGCUUCUUGACCUCGUUGAGCGCUUCCCUGUUGUGCUUGUUGUAGGUGAAACUGGAUCAGGCAAGUCCACACAAAUCCCGCAGUUUCUCUGGAAGGCAGGUUGGACUCGUCGUCGUCAUCGUCAUCGCUUUGAUGGCGGUGAAGCGAGCACCCAGCUCGAAGAACCCGGUGGACGUGUUGUUGGCAGGUGGAUAGGAUGCACACAGCCGCGUCGCCUUGCGGCAACUCGGCUUGCAAGUCGCGUUGCCGCAGAGAUGCAAACAUCCCUGGGCGGUCUAGUCGGGUACACCAUCCGCUUCGAUGACCGCACUGGCCCAGAAACGGAAAUCAAAUACAUGACGGAUGGGGUGCUGCUGCGGGAAGCGGCUAUGGAUCCAACGCUGUCUGCAUACAACGUUCUCAUCGUUGACGAGGCGCACGAGCGCUCCCUCCAUACCGACCUGCUGCUCACAGUCCUGAAGCGCCGUCUGUAUGACUCCAACGCGAAGGCCGCCCACGAGACGGUCCAGCAGCGUCUGUUGAUUGCAAGUGCCACACUUGAUGCCGGCCAUUUCACCUCUUUUUUCGCCAAUGCUCCAGUUUUGGAGAUUCCCGGCAAAGCGUAUCCCGUAGAGAUACAUUGGGUACCACUCCCUCGCUGGCGAAUGCCGAAACAGCGGACCAGCGGCGGUGGACGCUUUGCCACCGAUUAUCUCGCUGCUGCUGUGACGCUAGCCCUAGAUAUUCACUUCCGGGAAGCCGAUGGGGAUAUUCUGGCCUUUCUUCCCGGACAGGACGAUGUCGAGGCAGCUGUUGGGAUCACUCGGGAACGUGCGGAAGCCGCUGAGCGUGCGCUCGAUGUGAGCACCUCUCCGAAGCGUCGUCUCGUGGUGCUCCCGUUGUACGCGAACAUGUCGCUCGCACAGCAACAGCAAGCGCUUGCGCGUUCAGCGCCCGGCACCCGCAAAUGCAUCUUUGCGACGAAUGUUGCGGAGACCUCGCUAACAAUCGAUGGUGUUCGUUAUGUGAUCGAUUCGGGUCUAGCGAAACAGAAAGUUUUCCUCCCGAACGGACUAGCGGGUGUAGAACGGCUGAUUCUGAGUCCAAUCUCACAGGCAUCGGCUAGACAGCGCGCAGGUCGAGCGGGCCGCACUGCUCCUGGGCACUGUUUCCGCCUCUAUUCACGAGGUUCUUGGGAGCAGGAGCUCUUGCCGCAACCGAUUCCGGAGAUUUCCCGAACGGACUUGUCGCAGUUGAUCCUGAACUUGCUGCAGCUGGGUGUGAUCGAGCGCGCUACUGAGCUGCUCGAACGCCGAAACGGGCGUCCAGUGGUGGAGUUCUUGGAUCCGCCUCCUGCAGCGCGGCUCGUGCUUGCGAUGCAGCAUCUUUGGAUGCUGGCUGCACUAGAGGAUGCAACGGGUCAGCUGACUCCAGUGGGCGCACGUCUCGCACAGCUGCCUCUGGAUCCGCGUCUUGGUCGCUUUCUACUCGCAGCGGUCGACCUCCGGUGCCUAGACGAGGCAUUAACGAUCGUAUCGAUGCUUUCCGUGGGAGCCGGCGAGAGCAGCACCGGGGGUGAUGUGUGGCUUCGACCUCGCGAUCCCGUGGAGCGACUCGCUGCCUCCCGCGCACAGGAGCAGCUCUUUGCAGCCGCUGGCGAUAUUCAUCGUUUGCUGCAGGUGUAUAGUGCGUGGACAGCUGCAUCCUGUAGCACCGAAUGGUGCGAGCAGCAUUUCGUCCAGUGUCGGGCGCUUCGGCGAGCGCGUAGCAUUCGACACCAACUGGAACGCAUGCUGCACCUGGAGGCGCUACGAAAAUCGCAACUGCAGCAAACACCUCGGCUGUCCGAGUGCGGUUUUGAAGCAGGUGCGUCCAGCCCGAUUACACUGCCUCUAGAGCAGCGUAUCACUCUAGCCUUCUUGAGUGGAUUUUAUACGAACAUAGCACGUUUGACGUGGUUUCGUGGCCAGCCCUUCUACCUGGUGCUUUCUCCGUUCGCGCGACCUUGGCGCGGAGUCGGGCGCCGGAUGUCGAAGAACCCAGCACCCGAUGCCUCGCUUGCCUCGAUACAUCCAUCGAGUUGCCUGAGGAAUGUGACGCCGCCCCUGUUGGCCUUUGCCGAGCUCGUGGAAACCCAAAAGCUCUACCUUCGCUGCUGCGUCGUGGUUCCCAAUGAACAAUGGUUGCGACGCUUCUUCGCUCAGUCGCAGUGCCGCCACUGA
This is a messenger RNA of Cyanidioschyzon merolae strain 10D, 3879 nucleotides long. RefSeq names its product pre-mRNA splicing factor ATP-dependent RNA helicase PRP22. NCBI's taxonomy places the organism in Eukaryota, Rhodophyta, Bangiophyceae, Cyanidiales, Cyanidiaceae. Gene Ontology annotation, cellular component: intracellular anatomical structure. The record is from RefSeq and is a predicted model, not a curated record. The transcript has a single exon. The coding region runs from base 1 to 3879 and encodes 1292 amino acids. Gene Ontology annotation, molecular function: RNA binding.